AUGGCGCUGCAAAUCCCGGCGAGGUCCGGCCCUGGGGCAAGGGGGGAGGUUAGGGGAAAGAAGGAGGAAGUCCCUGCGCACCUUUUGGUGGGCUUGGAUCGGUGGGGGAAGGUCGGGAAGGUGCUCGACGGCAGUGUACAGGGAGCGGCAGCGGAGGUUCAAUGGCGGCGAGGUUCUCCGGUGAGGGAUUGGCGACAAGGGAAGGCUGGUGAGCUUCGCGAGCCCAAGGUGGAGCUCGCUAGGGGGUCGAGAGGGUCGGAAAAGGUCUGGAGCGGCGUGUUCACGGCGGUGUCUAGCUCACCGGAGUUCGGGCGGCGGCAGUGGUGUUCUGGGGGCUCUGGGCUGGGAGCUAGCGAGUACCCUAUUGUAAUUGAUGAUAUAUGGGAUACAAAAUCAUGGGAGACCAUAAAGCUUGCCCUACCGAGCAAAAAAUAUGACAGCAGAGUGAUCACCACGACACGUAGCACUGAUGUUGCAUCAUGCUUCCAAGGUGGUAAUGUUUACCACAUGAAAUCUCUUAGUUUUGAGGACUCCAAAAGGCUACUUUUUAAAAGAGCAUUUGGUGAUGCAAAUUUAAGAUUUACAGACUUGGACAGUGUUUCAGAUGAGAUAUUAAGAAAAUGUGAUGGUUUGCCAUCGGCGAUUAUUACUAUAUCUAGCAUGUUAGCUGAUAAACAUGCAAAAACUGAAUGGGACAGGGUGUUAAAUGAUAUUGGCUCCACACUUGCAAAGAAUCCGGGUGCAGAGAAGAUGACAACAAUAUUAUCUAUGAGUUACUUUGAUAUCCCUCGCCAUCUAAGAACUUGUUUGUUGUACUUGAGUGUGUUCCCAGAAGAUUACAGGAUCGAGAAACAAUGUGUAAUCAAUAGAUGGAUUGCAGAAGGGUUCAUUCAUGAGGAAGAAAGGCGAACUAAAUAUGAAAUAGGUGAGGGUUAUUUUAAUGAUCUCAUCAAUAGAAGCAUGAUCCAACCAGUUGAUGUAGUGUAUGGUCAGGCAAAGGCAUGCCGAGUUCAUGACAUCAUUCUUGACUACAUCAAAUGCAAGGCUGCUGAAGAGAAUUUUGUAAUUUCAUUUGAUGCUGCAGAGCAUGUAUACACUACAAAAUGCAAGGUUCGUAGGCUUUGCAUCAGCAAACACACUGGAGAAAAUGUUACCAUAUGGGAAGACCUGACGUUAUCUCACGUUCGAUCAGUUACUAUAUUUGGACAGCCCAUGAAAACCACUUUGUUGCCUUCCGCUGCUCUUCGUGUGUUGGAUCUGGGAGGUUGCAGGGGCAUACAAGACCAUCAUCUUGCAAGUAUUGAAACUCUAUUUCAUCUCAGGUACUUGCGUCUCUCCUCACAUUCAAUAACUAAGCUGCCAGAGAAAAUAGGAGAACUGCAAUAUCUGCAAACACUGGAUGUACGAGGUACCAACAUUGAAGAGCUUCCAUCCACUAUCACCAAACUACAACGAUUGGCACAUUUAUAUGUUGAUUGGGACAUUAGAUUUGGGUGCCUGAAUGGUGCUUCUGAUUUGGGAAUCCAACACCUCUCCGCUCUCAGCAAGGUUGAGGUACAUAUUUAUGGCAACUGCAAAAGUGACAGCAACUACGAUCCAACAAAAGAUAAGAAUGGUGGCGCUGUCAGAUGGGUUGCAAGUGCCAUACUGCCAUUAAUGGUGCCAUCAUGA
Panicum virgatum (switchgrass) is the source of this 1671-nucleotide messenger RNA. Its product is annotated as disease resistance protein PIK6-NP-like. Lineage: Eukaryota; Viridiplantae; Streptophyta; Magnoliopsida; Poales; Poaceae. The transcript is spliced from 2 exons. Gene Ontology annotation, biological process: defense response to other organism. The coding region runs from base 1 to 1671 and encodes 556 amino acids. The record is from RefSeq and is a predicted model, not a curated record. Gene Ontology annotation, molecular function: ADP binding.